Thamnophis sirtalis is the source of this 479-nucleotide messenger RNA. The record is from RefSeq and is a predicted model, not a curated record. Lineage: Eukaryota; Metazoa; Chordata; Lepidosauria; Squamata; Natricidae.
AAAUUGGCAGCAAGGCAGAAUACUAUGGUAUUGAGCAUGAUCUGAGGCCUGAAGAUAUUGCUCAGAAGGUCAGAGCAGCAGAAGAGAUGCUGAAGGACAUCAGACUUCGAAGACCUUUCAACUUCCAGAGGCAACUUGCUGUUGAAGAGUCUGAAGCAGCUCAAGACUUAUUAAGGAAAGCUGAAAGUUGGGAACAGAAACAUAAUGAAACCAGGUCUUUGAUUCCUGACAUAUUGGAUCAGCUUGGGGAACACAACACCAAGCUCACAGACUUCCAAGAGGCUUUGCACCAAGUUAUUGAUGACAUCAGAAAAACAGCCACUACAAAUAACGAAAGCAUUGCUAAACUCCAAGUGCAUGAGAAGCAACAAGAAAUAUUGGAGGAAGAUAUUGACACUCUGAACAAUACUCUAGGGAUGGCCACUGACAUUCUAGAUGUUUCUCAUGGAAUCAUCUUUGAAGUGAAUGAAGCAAUACAG